Molecule: messenger RNA, 3401 nt
Organism: Mustela lutreola (European mink)
Lineage: Eukaryota; Metazoa; Chordata; Mammalia; Carnivora; Mustelidae
Gene: GLDN
Product: gliomedin
Exons: 10
Coding region: 140-1786 (548 amino acids)
Biological process (GO): signal transduction
Cellular component (GO): cell surface
Source: RefSeq, a predicted model, not a curated record
UGUCCCCAACCCGUCCCGCCAGCCCGGGCAAAGGGCAGCGUGACUCACGGCGCUGCCACCAGCCCACGGCUUGCCCGCGGCGUAUAUAGGCUGCCCGGUGGGAGGCGGCGAGCCCUGCCCGGCCCGAAGUGCGCAGAGCAUGGCCAGGGGCGCGGAGCGAGGCCGCGGGGGCUCCGGCUGGGGGCUGCGGGGCGCGCUGGCGGCGGUGGCGCUGCUGUCGGCGCUCAAUGCUGCGGGCACCGUGUUCGCGCUGUGUCAGUGGCGUGGGCUGAGUGCGGCCGUGCGGGCACUGGAGGCUCAGCGCGGCCGGGAGCAGCGCGAGGACAGCGCGGUGCGCUCCUUCCUGGCUGAGCUGAGUCGCACGCGGCGCAGGGCGCCCGCGCCACCCCCGGACCCCGCCAGCGCCGCGCGCAACAAGCGCAGCCACAGAGGGGAGCCCGCACCACACAUCCGCGCCGAGAGCCACGACAUGCUGAUGAUGAUGACCUACUCCAUGGUGCCGAUCCGAGUGAUGGUGGACCUCUGCAACAGCACCAAGGGCAUAUGCCUCACAGGACCCCCUGGCCCACCAGGACCUCCAGGAGUCGGUGGGCUUCCGGGACACAACGGAUCAGACGGACAGCCUGGUCCCCAGGGCCCAAAAGGAGAAAAAGGGGCAACUGGAAAACGAGGAAAACUGGGACUGCCUGGAGCCACAGGAACUCCAGGGGAGAAGGGAGACCCUGGUGAGCUGGGCUUGACUGGAAAUGAGGGCCCAGCAGGGCCAAAGGGUGACAAAGGAGACAAAGGGGAUGUGUCCAAUGAUGUGCUCCCCACAGGUGCUAAAGGCGACCAAGGCCCACCUGGACCCCCUGGACCCCAGGGCCCUCCAGGUCCCCCAGGACCACCUGGAAGCAGAAGAUCUAAAGGCCCUCGGCAGCCAAACAUGUUCAAUGGCCAGUGUGCAGGUGAGACAUGUGCCACACCGAACGAUGGUACGUUGGUUGGAAAGGCUGAUGAGAAGGCCGGGGAUCACCAUUCUCCACCAGCAGAAUCUGUGAUCGCUUCCAUCGGGAGUCCAACACAAGUACUGAAAGUUAGAGAGACAUUUGGGACGUGGAUAAGAGAGUCUGCAAACAAGAGUGAUGAGAGGAUCUGGGUGACCGAACAUUUCUCAGGCAUCAGGGUGAAGGAAUUCAAAGACCAACCAUCACUGCUGAACGGCAGUUACGCACUCGUGCAGCUGCCGUAUUAUUUCCAUGGCUGCGGGCAUGCCGUUCACAACAACUCUCUCUACUACCACAAAGGAGGUUCCAACACCAUAGUGAGAUUUGAUUUUGGCAAAGAAACAUCCCAAACUCUGAAGCUUGAAAAUGCCCUGUAUUUUGAUCGAAAAUACCUUUUUGCAAAUUCCAAGACUUACUUCAAUUUAGCUGUGGAUGAAAAGGGCCUUUGGAUUAUCUACGCUUCAAGUGUGGAUGGCUCGAGCAUUCUCGUCGCCCAGUUGGAUGAGAGGACAUUCUCUGUGGGGCAACACAUCAAUACCACGUACCCCAAAACCAAGGCCGGCAAUGCCUUCAUUGCCCAAGGGAUCCUUUAUGUUACAGACACCAAAGACAUGAGGGUAACAUUUGCUUUUGAUUUGUUAGGAGGGAAACAGAUCAAUGCUAACUUUGAUUUAAGAACUUCCCAGUCUGUUCUUGCCAUGUUAUCAUAUAAUAUGAGAGACCAGCAUUUAUAUUCGUGGGAAGAUGGCCAUUUAAUGCUUUAUCCCGUGCGGUUUUUGUCAUCUACAUUAAACCAGUGAAGAGAGGCAUCCUGUUCCCCUCAGUAACUUUCAGAUGUUCUCUGGCAUCAUUUAUAGCCCAACAUAAAUCUUGUCUGUAGGGUAACCAGGUACUUAGCUGUCAUAAUCUCAUGACAUGAGUGUUGAUAUGGUCAGGGAACCCCCUUUAAGUUCAGAUGCCUUAGGGGGAAAUAGCAAAGACAAAGUAAAAAAAAAAAGCUGAGAUUUGGUGAUUUCUCCACAGACUAGCUGGCCAAGUUACCCCUCUCUCGUUAGGCCUUGUUUUCCCGACGGGUAAUAGGCAAGGCCUGGCGCAGCUGAUUGGCAAGAAUUCCUCCACCUGUAGGAAACUCCAUGAUUCUCGCCAUUGCUGCCCUCCCAACGGUUAUACAUUUGGUUUUGGAUUUCGGGUAUUUAGCCGCGUGCUGAGCAAAUUUACCUCCGAGUUUCUAAGCCCAAUGACUUGAGCGGAGAAUUCCUGAGUACUGACUUGUUUUCAGUGCCUCGGGGGAGCCUCUUGGACCCUUUCAGGCUGCGGAGGAACCAGAUUGCCUGUAAUUCAUUACCUUUCUCUGCCUCUGCACCUGCCACCCCAGCACCACAAUGAUCAGUAUCCUCAGCUCCCGCUGGUCCCUCCAGGAUUAGCAAAAAGCCAGGCACAGGCUACACGCUUGGGUUUGCUAAUAAAACAGAAAUAGGCCCUUCUAGGCUUCCAUCCAUCUCUGAGCAUGCUGAUUUGCAGGUGUGGAUAAACGUCGACUCCUCAGGUCGUCCUGGCUUCCACAGCAAUGCCUCUGCUCUCGGAGAACUAAAUAUUGUGUAAGUAGGCAUGAACCUGGCUAGAGCCAUGGGACGACACCCUUGGCAGUUCUCCAGAGAGGCCCGGUAUGUGGCUAUUAUCUAGAACGUGGACAGACCGACUACGGCCCUGAGGCCAAGCGUGCCCACUGCCGGUCUCUGUAAGUUGUGCUGGAAUGCAGUCACAUGCAUUUGCUUAUGUAGACUAGUUUGUGACUAUUUCAGCAGAACUAAGUUGUUGCAAAAGAAGUUGAGGAGGGGCCCGCAAAGCCUAAAACACCCGCUGGCCCUUUACAGCAAAAAUUUGCCAAUCCCCGAUCUAGGAUAUAAAGCGAGCCUGUUGGAAGGUUAAUUCACCAGGGGCUGUUAUGUUUUGUUUCGUUUCACAUUAAGAAGGAAUAAGUUAUAUGGUUUGAGUGUUUGGUAGAGGCGAACGGUGGGAACAGCAUAAAAUUAAGUGGCCCUCCCCAAAAGCAGUUUGUAAACUGUUCUUUCCCUAAUAAUAAUCUCCUUGGGUGCCCUGGGGGAAAAUCCGGCAUAACUUGCACCUGAAUGCCCUUAAGCAUGUAUUUUCUGCCAAAUCCGUUCUUCAAACAUUCUGCAGCCUGGGUUCCAGGCAGGGCUGGUAAGAGGAGAGAGGAAUCUGGAAAGUUACUGGGGGUCCCAAGGCCAGGAAGGGGACUUAGGGAUUUUCACCACUUUGUCUUUGUUGAACUCAUGUGUGUGGGGGAGAAGAGCUAUAUGCUCAAGGGUUUUUCCCCUGUGACUUCCAAUUCACAUUUGGGAGGCCCGGAGUUGUGGCUUUAUACCAUAUUAAUAAAAGCAUUUUGAAACCUAA